This is a messenger RNA of Staurois parvus, 370 nucleotides long. NCBI's taxonomy places the organism in Eukaryota, Metazoa, Chordata, Amphibia, Anura, Ranidae. The record is from the annotation of a GenBank genome assembly.
AUACAGACUGCUUCUACAAACAUUUGUGAAAGAAUGGGUCGCUCUCAGGAGCUCAGUGAAUUCAAGCGUGGUACUGUGAUAGGUUGCCACCUGUGCAAUAAGUCCAUCCAUGAAAUUUCCUUACUACUAAAUAUUCCACGGUCAACUGUUAGUGGUGUUAUAACAAAGUGGAAGCAACUGGGAACAACAUCAACUCAGCCACCAAGUGGUAGACCACGUAAAAUGACAGAGUGGGGUCAGCGCAUGCUGAAGCGCACAGUGCAGAGAAGUCGCCAACUGUCUGCAGAAGUCAAUAGCUAAAGACCUCCAAACUUCAUGUGGCCUUCAGAUUGGCACAACAACAGUGUGUAGAGAGCUUCAUGGAAUGGGU